Messenger RNA from Angiostrongylus costaricensis, 546 nucleotides. The record is from the annotation of a GenBank genome assembly. NCBI's taxonomy places the organism in Eukaryota, Metazoa, Nematoda, Chromadorea, Rhabditida, Metastrongylidae.
AUGAGUGAGCCAAUCAAUCGUCCUAACUCGACGCUUACUCGCUUAUACGAGACGCUUUUUGUGGGCUCAUUUCUUGAUUCAAAAUCAACCGUAACUGCCUACCUUAUCUAUAUCGUCUUCACCGGAGUAGGAGGAGAACAGGAAGGUCUACGCGAUCCAGAGCUUCCAGUCAAAGAGCACAUUCCCAACGUUCAAGCCGUUCAAGACAAUCCACCGGCCCGAACAGAAAUACUCGCUCUAGUCGGUCCAGUCGAUCUAAUCGGUCCAGCCGAUCUAAUCGGUCCAGCCGAUCUAAUCGGUCCAGUCGUUCGAAACAAAGCGAUCGUUCCGGACGGUCUGGCCGUUCAAGUCGGCGCAGUCGUUCCAGUCGACGUAGUCGUUCGCAACGUUCUUCGUGUGGAGCACGCACGACCUCAUCGAAUAGAAGAGACUCCCUCACACCAAGAACAUCUAAUCGCGGCAGUGAAUCCAAACGUUCUUCCAGACGCGAAUAGAAAGCUCAUCGACUGUUUCAGCUCUCACUAUCAACUUGUCGGCCAUCUUUGA